Messenger RNA from Ailuropoda melanoleuca (giant panda), 3021 nucleotides. RefSeq names its product zinc finger SWIM-type containing 3 (gene ZSWIM3). Gene Ontology annotation, molecular function: zinc ion binding. The record is from RefSeq and is a predicted model, not a curated record. Bases 395 to 2188 code for a protein of 597 amino acids. The transcript has 2 exons. NCBI's taxonomy places the organism in Eukaryota, Metazoa, Chordata, Mammalia, Carnivora, Ursidae.
GUGAUUGGGUGUGACUGUGAGGGGGCGGAACCUGGGACAGACUAAUAAGGGAUGAGUGUCAUUUCCCCUCUGUCAGCAAAGACGCCCCCAGACCCUUAUAUCCCUCUCUGCCCUAGGGCUCCUCCUAAGCUCCAUAACAGGCCACUCAGUUGGGGCCGACCCUUAAGGCAUACUGGACACACGCCAGCCUGUAGGCCCUCAUAUGUGACCUCUGAACCCUGGUGUUGAUCUUGGGACCAGCCCCUGGUGUGCGCUGAGGGGGCGGCCAUGGAGCUGGGCAGUUGCUUCAAGACCUACGAGGAUUUCAAGGAGUGUUUCAGCGCCUACAAAAAGGAGAACAGGUGCUCCUUCAUUCUCAGGGACUGCGUCUCCGUCCGCUUCCACAACCUCAACCAUGGCACCUCCAUCCGCGAGGACAUCCUGUCCUGGAGGAGAUGCUGCUGGCAAGUCUCAGAAGACAAUGUGCGUGCAGAAACCCCAGCCUGCGCAGCCCGCAGUAAAGAAAGACCUUGACUUGGCCGACGAGUCCCCCGUUGAACCAUCAUUUUGCCUAGAUAAGGUCCAAGCACCCUCAAAGCCAGAGCAGGAGGGCAUCACUCCUUCUGACCUGGCCAAGAUAGCAAAAGUGAUGAAAAACUUUCUUAAGGUAGAUGAGGGUUCCAUGGCUUCUCUCAGCGUGGGCAAUAGCCAAGACCUGGACCGGCUCAGCUUCCAGAGCAGCAAGAUGAGCGAUCUGUUCCUCCGCUUCCCAGAGAAUCUCUUGCUACACCGGGUGGAGAACUCCCAGGGCCACAUCCUUUAUGCUUUCUUGGUGGAGAACAAGGAACGAGAGGGUCGCGUGGUACACUUUGCUGUGCUUCGGGCUGAGACAGCCACCUCCGUGGCCAAGAUGCUGAGUAUCUUCACGGAGUUCAACUCAGAUUGGCCCAAGGUCAAGGUGGUGUUUGUGGACCCGUCCUUCCCCCAUCGUGCCAUCCUGCAGGAGAUCUUCCCUGCCGCGCGCAUCCUCCUCUCCAUCUACCACACCACCCGGCUCCUGGAGAAGAAGUUGCAUCGGAGUACAGCAAACCCAUCCUUUAAAAGACUCAUGAAGGAAGCCCUGCGGGAGGCCGUGUUUGUUACUUCUGAUGCCAGCCUCCAAAAUCUCUGUCAGAUGUCCCAAGCCUUACUAGACGAGCAGCUCUUUGGCUUCCUACAGGCCCACUGGUUCUCCUGUGAACUGCUCUGGUACAUGCACGUGAGGAAAGGCCUGCACGCGUGUAACACGUACAUGGACAGCCUAGAUGUGGUCACCAGCAAGGUGUCCAGCCUCUUCCGGGAACAGCAGUCUCUGCUGGACUGUAUCCUCCGCUUUGUGGAUUAUAUUGACUUCUUUAAUACCAAAGGCUUGAAGAACUUGCCCACAGCUCCUCCCAAGUUAAAGAGAGCCCGGCCAGCCAGCAUGCCAACAAAGCCCAAGAAGGCGUUUGGAGUCUGUGGGGGCAGCCUGACCAGGCUCCCCAUGGAAGAGACCAAGCCAGGCCCACAGCGGGUACAGCUGCAGCAGCCGCCACAGGCGCGGCCCUCCCAGGCUGGCAUGCUAGACGCCUUGCACGGCAGUGGCUCCCAGCUGGCCUAUAAGCUGUGCCAUCACGAGUGGGAGGUGGUGCAGAACUCCACCCACCUGGUGGACAUGGCUGGCUCCUCAGUGGACAUUCAGCUUCUAGAGGAUUCUCACCAGGUGAGCAAAGACGGCUGUAGCUGCAGCUGUUCCUUUCAACGGUGGUACCGCCUGCCAUGCCGCCACAUUUUGGCCCUGCUGCACACCAGCCAGAAGCCCGUGGGAGAAGCCAUGGUGUGCCGCCGGUGGCAGAAGAGGUACCAGCACCUCCUUGGGCCCAGUGGGGAGCUCCGGGACCCCGUCAUGGUCCCAAACACAGGCCAGCCUGGGAAGCAAGGACGGAGUGACAUGAUUCAGGACCUAAGCAGGGAGCUAGCAAACCUGCUCAUGCAGAGUGAGGGGCCAGAGCUAGAGGAGCGCUGUUCCACCCUGCGCAAAAUUGUGGACAUCUGGGCAGACCCCUGCCAGCCGCCUGAGCCCAGUCAGCAGCCAGAGGACUUCAAGGAUGUGGGCCGCCUCCCUUUCCUCUGGGGAAAGCCAGAGGAAGGGGAGGGACUCCCUCUCGCUGGAGCCACGAUUCACGAUUGAAGCACUUGCACUGGCACACUGGACCACAGACCCCUCUCCUUGGAAGUCUGAGAGCUCAAGGCGGGUAGGACAUGGCUAGGGGUCAGCAUUUUCACCAGUGUCUUCCUAGGUAGGGCUAGGAAGAUUGUUACAACGGGGAAGAGGAACCCCACUGGUGACAGUCCUUUGAAUCCACUCCUCUUCUGCCCUACCUUUGUCAUUCCUUGGGAGCCUCUUCAUUGUCAAGGCCAAAGUUAUCUCCUUGCCAAAAGGUCACCCCUCUUUCUGCCCUGACUCCUGAGAUCAGAUCUUACUCCCAUUAGAGAGAUGAACUUCUGCCCCAGAAUAGGAUGAAACAAAAUAUACCUGGUAAAAGGGCCUGUUUUCAGGGACAGAGGGUGACCCUUGGCUGUUGCUGCUCUUUACAAAGAUUCUGUUAUUUGUACUAAUUUUUAUUCAUAUUAAAUAAAGGUUUUUGUUUUGUUUUUUAAUAAAAUCAAACAAGCAGGGGAAAUGUGUGCUGCCUGAACAGGGAAGGAAUCUAAUGGGGGUUGUGGAGCUCCACAGGACCUGAUGCCUUAAAUUCAAAUACUUAGCAGUCCACCACCGGCUUCAUGCUCUUCCUGCCAACCAAGCCUUCAACACUGAUUUCAGGCUGCCUAGAAUUCUAGCAGGAGGAGGCCAAAUAGAUGUGGGUGGGGGGGGACCUGAACCCUAGAUUUCACUGCCUGCGCUUGCUGGGUAACUGGACAAGUUUCUAAGUUCUUUGACCCCUGGCUUCCCAUCUGUGAAAAUAGUGUUGGCCUGUUCUAAUCCCAAUUUACCCUCUAGAUUUACAUAAACAGAACAUUUUC